AUGCAAAUAUUAUACUUGUGGAGCAUACCGAAAUAUUCAUGGCAAUUAGCGAACGAAAUUGCACUAUCCCCACAGCAAAUCAAAGCUACUUUCAGUAUGGAAUACUAUUGAACACUAAAAUGAGAAAGACAAAAGUGCAAUAUAGCUUAUUGGAAAAUUAGCAAAAAAAUAUUCAGGGAUUCAUUGAUACCAAAAUGCUUUCAGAAACUUCUACAUAGAUAG
Blepharisma stoltei is the source of this 222-nucleotide messenger RNA. The record is from the annotation of a GenBank genome assembly. NCBI's taxonomy places the organism in Eukaryota, Ciliophora, Heterotrichea, Heterotrichida, Blepharismidae.